Penaeus vannamei (Pacific white shrimp) is the source of this 936-nucleotide messenger RNA. RefSeq names its product sperm motility kinase Y. Gene Ontology annotation, molecular function: ATP binding; protein kinase activity. Gene Ontology annotation, biological process: signal transduction; protein phosphorylation. NCBI's taxonomy places the organism in Eukaryota, Metazoa, Arthropoda, Malacostraca, Decapoda, Penaeidae. The record is from RefSeq and is a predicted model, not a curated record.
AUGGGUGCCAGCUGCCGCGCCCUCGGCCACGGCGCCAACGGCAGCGUCGCCCUCGUGAACUACGAGGGCCAGAUGUGCGCACUCAAGGUCGGCAGGAACAAGCGGCAGGCGGCCAGCUUCGAGAAGGAGCGACAGAUGAUGCAGCUCCUGGCGGGCGCUGGCGGCGCUCCGUUCGCCCUGGCCGUGUGCCCGAAGGUGCCCGCCCUGCUCAUGACCUUCCGCAGCGGAACCACGCUCUCCGACCUGCUGAAGGGCGAGGCGCACCUCAGCGACUGGGACCGCCUCAGCGUCGCCUUCAUGCUGACCGCCUCUCUCCAGGAGGUCCACCUGGCGGGCGUCGUCCACGCCGACCUCAAGGCCGACAACGUCAUCGUGGAGCUGAGCGACGCCGGACACCCGGCGGCAGUCAGCAUCAUCGACUUCGGCCUGGCGGUGCCUGUGGGCGGCUGCCACGCCCCUCGCCCGCCCAACAAGGACAAGACGUGGUACUGCGAGUGCUUCUUCUCCGGCGGCGCCAUGGGGCCCUUAUGCGACGUGCAGGGCCUGGGCGCGAUCCUGCAGAGCCUGUGCGAGGGCCUGGAGUACGUGCCGCCGCAGCUGCAGGAGCUCGUUUCGAGGACGUCCUUGGCCGAGCACGCCCUGCGCCCCGGCCUCGAGGAGCUGCUGGCCGUCCUCCGGCGCGAUCUGUCGUUCGCAGAAGCGUUCCCGUCUACACCUGACACUAAACACGCUCUAGAUACGUUGAUUGCCUCGGACUAUGAUGUAUCAAUACAGUGCUACUCCAUUCCUUCUAGAGGUCAUCGGGAGAACCCCACAACCAUUGCCAAAAUUUCUUUCCGUGCACAUGACCUUCCCUUUCAUGUCUACAAUGGUGGAGAAUCCCAUCCUGUCCGACCAUAUCAACCUCCUCCCCGUCAAGUCACGCGCAUGUGCUAA